Microthlaspi erraticum is the source of this 630-nucleotide messenger RNA. Lineage: Eukaryota; Viridiplantae; Streptophyta; Magnoliopsida; Brassicales; Brassicaceae. The record is from the annotation of a GenBank genome assembly.
AUGCCUAACACCAAAACGACGUCGUUUUGCUUUUUUUUUUUCACCCCGACUAAAACAAAACGCUGUCGUCUUCAACUAAUUGUGAAAUAUACUCCGCGACAUCGUUUUCUCCGUCAAAUUAACUCCGCCAAAUCUUUACCCUGCCGCCGAGACUCUCCACCUUCCUUCACCCUCCUUUCGGCCGCCGUUACAGAGGAUAAGAGGUCUCCUCGCCUUCAAUUAUCUGAUUCCAAUAUAAAAACUCCACCCACAUCUCCUUCCUUCACCCUCCUUUCUCUCAUCUCACAUCCGCUUCUUCGUCGAGAAACAUUUCCUCCCUCCGAAGUUUCAAACCCUCACCCUCUCCUCGCCAGCCGUCGCCAUGAUUCACGGUUACCCACUUGCUCCACCACCCUCCGUCAAAUUGACGACUUACUAUUAGGUCCCACUGCGGAUACUAUCACGGCUCGCCUCCUCCACCUAUGGGGUCACCGCGAUUCACUGGAAAAAAACGGAAUUGUCAUGCUUCUGCUAGAUCAGAAGGACUCCAUCAUAGACUCCAUCAUAAAAGCGGUCCUUCCAGGGACAAUCGCUCCAGACUUGGAUGAGACAUGUACAACACGCCAUUGUUGCAAUCUCAAGACACGAUAA